CGAGUGCACUGAUUCUUUGGCCUUGUAAGUUCAAUGGAGUUUUUCUUGUGCUUUGUAAUUUCAACAAUUAUAAGCCAAACUCUGGCUUUGGAGGCUCCUUCUGGAUCGAAAUUGGAACUGCUCAGUCAAGAGUUGUUGGAAUCUGCAAAACAGCCUGAAUUUUUUGAGUGGAUGAUAGGGAUUAGAAGGAAGAUCCACGAACACCCAGAGCUGGGAUUUGAAGAAUACAAGACCAGCGAACUCAUCAGGAACGAGUUGGACUCACUUGGGGUCAGCUAUAAAUGGCCUGUUGCUAAGACUGGCGUGGUAGCCUAUAUUGGGACUGCUUCAGAACCGGUCUUCGUUCUCCGAGCAGACAUGGAUGCCCUUCCUUUGCAGGAAUUAGUGGAGUGGAAGCACAAGAGCAAAGUGGAAGGGAAGAUGCACGCUUGCGGCCAUGAUUCCCAUGUAGCAAUGCUACUUGGAGCAGCCAAGUUACUUCAGAGCAAAAGAAAUUUAUUGAAGGGAAUGGUGAAAUUAGUUUUUCAACCUGGUGAAGAGGGUUAUUCUGGUGCUUACCAUAUGCUUCAAGACGGUGUACUUGAUGAUAUCAGUGCAAUCCUCAGUAUACAUGUUUUGCCACAAGUACCUACAGGUGCUAUUGCAUCAAGGCCAGGUCCGAUACUUGCCGGUGUCGGACUGUUUUUGGCUACGAUUCAGGGAAGAGGAGCACAUGCAUCAAGCCCCCAUCUAGCCAAAGACCCUAUUGUUGCAGCUUGCUCAGCCGUCCUUGCUCUACAACAGAUUGUAUCGAGAGAGACGGAUCCACUUGAGGCCAUGUUGGUAACAGUUGGUUCAAUUGAGGGAGGUCGAGCUGGAAAUAUAAUCCCUGAAUCUGUGACAUUUACUGGGACAUUUAGGAGCUUGUCCAUGGAAGGUCUUUUGUACCUGCAAAAAAGAAUAAAAGAGAUCAUAGAAAUGCAAGCAGCCGUGCAUCAAUGCAGUGCGACGGUGAACUUUAUGGAAGACAAACAUAUGCCUCAUCCAGUAAUGGCCAACGAUGAAGCACUGUAUGAACAUGCCAAGAAAGUAGGUAACAGUCUGGUUGGAGAAAACAAUGUUCAUCUAAUCCCCAUCACCAUGGGAGCAGAAGACUUCAGUUUCUUUGCACAGAAGACCGCAGCUGCUAUUUAUGUGAUUGGGAUAAAGAAUGAGACCCUGAAAUCUGAUCGGCCAUUACACUCACCUUACUUUUUUAUUGACGAAGAGGCUCUUCCGAUUGGCACAGCUCUCAAUGCUGCUGUUGCAAUUUCAUACCUGGACACCCAUGUUGCAACUAAUUGAUAGCUUUGACAUCAAUGUAAGUGUUGCAAUGUACAAAUAAGCAGACUCAACAUUUGCAUCACAAUGCAGAUUAAAGGAAAAUGGCAAGUUGUCCAUUUAUCAAUA
This is a messenger RNA of Hibiscus syriacus, 1428 nucleotides long. RefSeq names its product IAA-amino acid hydrolase ILR1. Gene Ontology annotation, molecular function: IAA-Ala conjugate hydrolase activity. The transcript is spliced from 5 exons. Gene Ontology annotation, cellular component: endoplasmic reticulum. Bases 34 to 1323 code for a protein of 429 amino acids. Lineage: Eukaryota; Viridiplantae; Streptophyta; Magnoliopsida; Malvales; Malvaceae. The record is from RefSeq and is a predicted model, not a curated record. Gene Ontology annotation, biological process: auxin metabolic process.